This is a messenger RNA of Ustilago hordei, 759 nucleotides long. RefSeq lists its product as uncharacterized. Lineage: Eukaryota; Fungi; Basidiomycota; Ustilaginomycetes; Ustilaginales; Ustilaginaceae. The transcript has 3 exons. The coding region runs from base 1 to 759 and encodes 252 amino acids. The record is from RefSeq and is a predicted model, not a curated record. Gene Ontology annotation, molecular function: protein binding.
AUGUCAAAAGCGCCUCUCAAGAAGUCCGACUGGGAACGCCAGCUCUCCUCCAUCAACGUUGCAAAAGAUGAUCUCAACCGCCUCGUGAUGGACUACCUGGUCAUCGAAGGAUACAAAGACGCAGCUGACUGCUUCAGCAAAGAGAGCGGCCUCAAGCCCUUUGUCGACUCGGACAGUAUCCUCACCAGGAUGAUCAUUCGCGGUGCCAUUCAACGUGGUGACAUUGUUGAUGCCAUCGGUCGUGUCAACGAGCUGGACCCGGAGAUCCUGGAUAACAACCCGCUUUUAUUCUUCCAUCUUCAGCAACAACGGCUUAUCGAGCUCAUCCGAGCUGGCUUGAUCAAUGAUGCAUUGGCAUUCGCCGCAGAAGAGCUUGCUCCUCGUGGUGAGGAGCAUCCCGACCUCCUACCCGAGCUUGAGCGUACAAUGGCGCUUCUAGCCUUCGACGUGCCCAAGGCAUCGGGUGUCGCCGCUGCUGGACCACUCGCCGCUCCACUCCACGUCGCAGAGCUGCUUUCUCCCAGUCAACGACUCAAGACAGCUGGAGAGCUAAAUGCGGCAAUCCUUGCUUCGCAGAGUCAGGGUCGUGAACCAAAGCUGCCUCAGCUGAUCAAGAUGCUCAAAUAUAGCGAAGAGCUCAUGGGCCCCACUGGUCCGGGCAAGUGGGAGUUCCCUCAUCUCGAUCUCGAAGGUGCACUCGGAAUCGGCGCACCUAACACAAUUCGUAACGGCGAUGCUGAGACCGCGCUCGCUACCUGA